This is a messenger RNA of Brettanomyces bruxellensis, 1860 nucleotides long. RefSeq lists its product as uncharacterized. Gene Ontology annotation, biological process: peroxisome organization. The record is from RefSeq and is a predicted model, not a curated record. Gene Ontology annotation, cellular component: peroxisomal membrane. The coding region runs from base 1 to 1860 and encodes 619 amino acids. NCBI's taxonomy places the organism in Eukaryota, Fungi, Ascomycota, Pichiomycetes, Pichiales, Pichiaceae. The transcript has a single exon.
AUGUCGUCUGCUCAAGCAGAGCAACAAUCGACUCACAGUGCGAUGUCAGCAUCCACAAGUGGUAACCAGCCGAAAAUAAAGCAGCAAGACGAACUAACGGCAAAUUUCACAGGUGUGGUUUCAAACGUACCAUACAACUCGGAAGAACCGGUGACAGGACCAAUGAAGAUCCGGAAGACGAUCGACCCGAAUGCCUCAGCAUCGAUUCCAGUGCAAUCAUCGCCUCUUCUCUCAUCUACGCCACCAGUUGUGAGCAAAUGCCUCAUUAGAGCAUAUCCGUUUCUCAUCUAUGCGAACAAGAUUCUUGCAAUUCUCACCUGGACGGACGAAAAUCCCUUUCUCCCGGCCUUAGUCGUGUUGUCCUCCAUCUUGACAAUCCUCUACUUUGAGCAGAUCAUCACGUACUUUGGACAUUUGCUCCCAGUUCUCUUUUUAGCACUAUUCAGUCUUUCCUGUGGAUUCAUCGAAGGUCAACAGCAGGAACAUCCAACUUUGGACGACGUGGUGCACUGCCUCUCAACGCUGGCCAGCCAAUCAGAGCGGCUCCUGCUCCCUGUCACCAGCCUUAACUUGAGCGCUUACGACUUGAAAAGACUUCUAUUCACCACCGUGUUCCUCUCGCCCGCUUACGUAAUCGUCAGCUACUUCAUCCUUACACCACGAACGAUGCUGUGUGCGGCAAGCAUCUUUUUGCUCACCUACCACUCGCCGUGGUCUCGGGUGUCCCGGCGGUUGCUAUGGCGGUCCAAGACUCUUCGUAUGGUCUGUUUCUACGUGACAGGGUUGGACUUUGACCAGCAAGGUGCGAAAUCGUCACUUUUCAAGUAUGCGAUGCGCAAAACGAACAAAAAGUUGAAGGAGGUGACGCGUAAAGCAACCGGCGGAGGGAAAAAAGGCGCGGUUCGUUUUACUUACGUGUUGUACGAGAAUCAGAGACGUUGGUUGGGUGUUGGCUGGACUCCUAACUUGCUUUCUUAUGAGCGGACACCCUGGACAGACGAAUUUCUCAAUGAGGCAGAAUCUCCAGAUAACUUUGAGCUUCCCCAGUUGGAGGAUGACUCUGGAAUGCACUGGAGGUGGGUUGAUAAGACGUGGAGAGUCGAUUUGACGAAUGAUGGUGGUAUCCAGCUUCCAUCGACGAAAUCCAGGACUACUGCCGACCCUAAGCCGGAUGAAGGCUUUAUAUACUUUGACAACACGUGGCGAAACCCAACUACGGAGGACUCUUUUUCGAAAUAUACGCGUAGAAGGAGGUGGGUGAGGACUGCCGAGCUUAUUCCUUUGGCUGAUGAUCAGUUAUACGAUGAGGAAGGGGAGGCAACAGGGGAAGAAGAGGGAGAGGUUGAUGAAAGCGCUGUUGGAAAAGCAGUCGGAAAGGUGUCCCGAAAGACAGCAAGAAAGAUGUCAGGAAGGACAGCAGGAAAGAUAUCAGGAGAGAUAUCAGGAGAGACAUCAGGAAAGAUAUCAGGAAAAGCACUCGGGGCGGAUGCUGGUGUCGGACAUGUCCGUAGAAGAAGUGCACACUUUGCAGAGCAAGAUGUGGAGUCUGAACCAGCAAAUCAACCGUCAAAAGUGAAGUUUGCAGGUGUGGUUACAAGAAAGGGCAGUCAAAAUGCACUCAAUCAGACAGAAGGAGAGCAGAGUAAAGCCGAGGAGGCAGAUACAGCACAACUAAGCAAUGAUGACAUGAGACUACGGGCUGAAUCAGUUAGUGCGGUCCAGAAUGUGAGUGCAGAAGGGGAUAUUUCGACAUCUUCUACGAAGGCGAAGAGGAGGAAGAGUUUGAGAUUGGAUACUGAGCCAAGUGUGAUGGGUGAAGCGGAUAAUACGGAGGAGUCUCACAGUAAGAAGGAUGAUUAG